This is a messenger RNA of Apis cerana (Asiatic honeybee), 980 nucleotides long. RefSeq lists its product as uncharacterized. Gene Ontology annotation, biological process: regulation of synaptic transmission, cholinergic; positive regulation of voltage-gated potassium channel activity; sleep. Lineage: Eukaryota; Metazoa; Arthropoda; Insecta; Hymenoptera; Apidae. The record is from RefSeq and is a predicted model, not a curated record.
AAAUACAUAAGCAGUAUAAGAGAUUAAAUAAAAAAGAAUGUAAAGAUUAGAUUCUGAUACAACAUACAACAGGAAGAGUGGUUUAUAAAGAAUAGAAUAACCAUAAUGUGGCGUGUGAUAGAGUCAGCUAACCAUAGUUUGCAUAAUGAUGAUGAUGAAUUGAACUUUAAUAUAAAGAAAUGUAAAUGAAAAUUAUGUCAAAAUAGAUGUAAAUAUCAGCUAUCCUAAUUGUGUGAUUUCUAUUUAAUUAUAAAUGAAAUGAUCUUCCAAAUAUCAAUUAAACAAUCAAACAGAAUUUUGCUAAUUGCUAUAAUUUUUCUAUGUAUGAUAAUAAUGCCAAUAACUACAGAAGGUAUUACAUGCUUCAAAUGUCUUGCAUCACAACCUGGACAUGAAAAAACUGAUUUAUUAUGUUCUCAAUUUGAUGGAAGUUCUCGAUUUCAAGUACAUUGUCCUUCAUCUACACUUUGUAGAAAAAGAACAAUUUAUUCCAAAUUUAAAACAUCUCUAGUCACAGCUGUAGAAAGGGACUGUGCUCCUCAAAAACGUACAGUACGAAUUUAUAGCGAUAAUAAGUGGCAAAACAAAGAAGAAAUUGUAACAUCCGCUUACAAACAAGGUUGUUUUAUCGGUGAAGAUAGGGGAGCACCAGCAGGUCCACCAGAAUAUUGUUUUUGUGGUCAUCAUUUAUGCAAUUCAUCACAAUCAAUUGAAACCAUCAAUAUAUAUAAUAUUUUUAUAUUAAUAACAGUAUUUCUAUUUAUAACAUUAUUAUGAUAUUUUUCUUUAAGUACUUAUUGUGAUAAGAAACAUUUUUUUAAAUAUGUAUUCAUAAUAAUUUGAAAAAAGUAUAAAAAAAAAUUAAAAAAAAAUUAUUAUAAAAUAAAUAAAAAUAAAUUUUUGUUUUUAUAAUACUAUAUCUCAUCAAUCAUUAAAUUGUAAAUUAAUAGAAACAUCUGAAUAAAUAGAUAACAUAAUAA